UACUUAUUUAAAUGCUUUCUCUUAUUAGUUUUUUUUCUUUUUUCAUUUUCUAGAAAAAAGAUUAGGUAGUAUGUUUAGAUUAAUUAAUGGAGUUGUUUGAUGAACAAAUUCACUGUCAAUUCAAAUAUAUACAUAGAAUUGAUGAUCGCGACUAUUCUCCCUUUUAAUGUGUUUAAUUGAGAUUUUGGUUUGAAGAUAGUGUAUAUCUUUAUUCUCUUUUUUGGGGAUUUAAAUGUUGUGAAUUGAAUGAGCUAUUAUAUUUGUUUUUGAUGUUCCCAUUUUUGUUUAAGUAAUUAGUUUUUUUUUCUCUUUACGUUAGAGUUAUUACUUGCUUUAAGUAGUUCAAAUGUUGUCAUUAUGUUUUGUAUUAAAUUUUGAGUUAAUCAUACACGGCUUUCUUUGAACUAGACUUGAGUAGAGAUAUAUUAAUUGGAUUGUUUUUCCCUAUGUUGCACCAUACUACAGCGGUAGAGCUUUUGAUUGUUAAAACUUCAAACUACUAAGCAUUGUUUGAAGUAUAAGAGCAGAGACAGGGUUUUGGUUACAUAAAAGAAAGAAAGAACUUUAAUCAUCAUGAGAAGGCUUUGAAGUACUGAAGUUGUAUCAUUUCUUUCUUCUUUUUGUAUUUGGCAGCCGACUGUGCCAAGAUGGGAGAAGAUGUUUUGCUCUUCGGUUGGCUCAGUUCCAUGGAAAAGCUGGUAGAAACCAAGUAUAUGUAUCUGUACGACAACGUCGUUAAUUGGAAUGAUUCGGCUAGUGAAGAAGCCUUUGACAAUGCAAAAAGUAGGUUUUGGUCCGAAAUCAAUGGGCUUCCUUGUGACAUACCGUUGCCUGAUCCUGACAUUUACAUUGACGAUAUCGAUUGGAGUUCAACUAUUGACCCUGAGCUUAUUCUAGACUUGGAAAGAGACGCAAUAGUCCCUAGUGACAAAGAAAAUGAUGCGGAGGUUGUGAUCAUCGGCGACGCUCUACUUGUGAAUCAGUCAUUUUUCUGCAUUGGAAUUGCAAUAAAAUACACUAAAAUUUAACUUUCAACUUCGAUUUUUUUUUUUCAUUUUUGUAAUCUAAUUAAUGACAU
Molecule: messenger RNA, 1078 nt
Organism: Cicer arietinum (chickpea)
Lineage: Eukaryota; Viridiplantae; Streptophyta; Magnoliopsida; Fabales; Fabaceae
Source: RefSeq, a predicted model, not a curated record